AUGUCAUUUUACGACGAAAUUGAGUUGGAAGAUUUUACUUUUGACGCUGAUUUCAAUUUGUAUACUUUUCCUUGUCCAUGUGGAGAUCGCUUCGAAAUCAGCUUGGAUGAUCUUCGUUCAGGAGAAGACGUUGCUCGUUGUCCCAGCUGUAGCUUGAUUGUUCGCGUUGUUUACGAUGAGGACGAGUUUCUUGAAGUAGAAGAAGAUGAAAAUGCAUCUGCUCCUGUCAUCAUUGCUGCUUAA
This is a messenger RNA of Schizosaccharomyces osmophilus, 243 nucleotides long. It is a transcript of the gene dph3, whose product is annotated as diphthamide biosynthesis protein Dph3. The record is from RefSeq and is a predicted model, not a curated record. Gene Ontology annotation, biological process: protein histidyl modification to diphthamide. The transcript is spliced from 3 exons. Lineage: Eukaryota; Fungi; Ascomycota; Schizosaccharomycetes; Schizosaccharomycetales; Schizosaccharomycetaceae. Bases 1 to 243 code for a protein of 80 amino acids. Gene Ontology annotation, molecular function: metal ion binding.